This is a messenger RNA of Pyricularia pennisetigena, 1044 nucleotides long. RefSeq lists its product as uncharacterized. Lineage: Eukaryota; Fungi; Ascomycota; Sordariomycetes; Magnaporthales; Pyriculariaceae. The record is from RefSeq and is a predicted model, not a curated record. The transcript is spliced from 2 exons. Bases 1 to 1044 code for a protein of 347 amino acids.
AUGCAUUUCAGCAAGUUCGCACGUUUCCUGGCGGUCCUCGCCACAGCGACCCCCAUUCUGGCCCAGGAGGCUGCCGCCGAAAAUGACUUUGAUGUUGUGGAGCGCCGCUACGUUGGAGGUGGUACGGCCUUUGCUGCACUCAUCGCUCGGAACGAGGAAAGCUCCUUCGCCACCAAGGACUUGGUCGCCAAGGACGAGGAGUCCGCCGACGUUACCAUUCGCGAUACCACUGAGGAGGACGAAUCUGAAUCUGGUAUCGAGGCCCGCGACCCACAAAGGAAGAAGAAGGGCGGCAAAAGGGGAGGCAAAAAGAAGAACGCCAAAAGGGCCAAGAGGGCCAAACGCGACGAGGAUGAGGUGACCGCACAGGCCGAUAUCGAAACCGAAGAGCACUCUACUCUCGAGACUCGUGAGCCACAGAGGAAGAAGAAGGGCGGAAAAAGGGGAGGCAAAAAGAAGAACGCCAAGAGGGCCAAGCGCGACGAGGAUGACGUGACCGCCCAGGCCGACGUUGAAGCCGAAGAGCAGUCUACUCUCGAAACUCGUGAGCCACAGAGGAAGAAGAAGGGCGGCAAGAGGGGAGGCAAAAAGAAGAACGCCAAAAGGGCCAAGCGCGAUGAGGAUGAUGUGACCGCCCAGGCCGACGUCGAAACCGAAGAGCACUCUACCCUCGAGACUCGUGAGCCACAGAGGAAGAAGAAGGGUGGCAAAAGGGGAGGCAAAAAGAAGAACGCCAAGAGGGCCAAGCGCGAUGAGGAUGAGGAUGAGGUGACCGCCCAGGCCGACGUCGAAACCGAAGAGCACUCUACCCUCGAGACUCGUGAGCCACAGAGGAAGAAGAAGGGCGGCAAGAGGGGAGGCAAAAAGAAGAACGCCAAGAGGGCCAAGCGCGAUGAGGAUGAGGAUGAGGUGACCACCCAGGCCGACGUCGAAACCGAAGAGCAGCCUACCCUCGAGACUCGUGAGCCACAGAGGAAGAAGAAGGGUGGCAAAAGGGGAGGCAAGGCCAAAAAGGCCAAGGCUGCUAAGGCCAAGGCCACCUAA